AUGGUGUCGAAAAGAAAGGCCGAGGACCAGCUCUAUGCUGGUUUUGGUAAGAAGGCUUUCACUUAUUAUAAUAAUGUUGCAGAAGAAGUAGGCACAACCGUCUUCAAUGCAACCUCCACUCCCCCAACGCCAUUUAGAGUUAAUGGAGUGAACGUUACAGCCUCCUCCUUGCACAGUAUCCCCGUUACCACAUCCACUGCUAACAGUGUCCAAAGUGUUUCCACUGACAAUAUCAAGGAGUACAUUAUUCCGACCAAUGGCGCUCAUCUAUCGAUAUAUACUGGAUUGCCUACCUUGAAAGAGUACUGCUUAUCGCUGGCUAUUCCCACCACUUCUUUGUCUGCUUCUUCUGCAUCAUCUCUUAACCCCUCUAUGCUUGUCCCUAAUGUCGCUGCGAUCACUUCUACUUUGGUCACGCAACCGCCCGUCUCUGAACCCCAAUUCAGCUUCGUCGUAGCCCCGACAAGCUCCAUAACUGGUAUGCCAAUGUCAUUCUUCCUGACGGAGCACCUGUGCAGUCAUUUUGGUCGGGUCCACACUAUUCCAAGCUUAUGGCCAAGCUCCGCGUCUCAGUUAAAGCCUGCAUGCGAUUGCACGAGUUGGGUGCACUUGACUUGCGACCAGUCACUGCAAAAGCAAAUACAUGGAUGUCUCUUAACAAUGAAGGCAAUUAUGUUUUGA
Molecule: messenger RNA, 681 nt
Organism: Lobosporangium transversale
Lineage: Eukaryota; Fungi; Mortierellomycota; Mortierellomycetes; Mortierellales; Mortierellaceae
Exons: 1
Coding region: 1-681 (226 amino acids)
Source: RefSeq, a predicted model, not a curated record